Messenger RNA from Perca flavescens (yellow perch), 1980 nucleotides. Its product is annotated as lysophosphatidic acid receptor 6. The transcript is spliced from 2 exons. Gene Ontology annotation, molecular function: G protein-coupled receptor activity; oxysterol binding. NCBI's taxonomy places the organism in Eukaryota, Metazoa, Chordata, Actinopteri, Perciformes, Percidae. The record is from RefSeq and is a predicted model, not a curated record. Gene Ontology annotation, biological process: G protein-coupled receptor signaling pathway. Bases 252 to 1289 code for a protein of 345 amino acids. Gene Ontology annotation, cellular component: membrane.
CUCUAUCUCAACAUACUGCAGUGGGCGGGUAAAAAAAACAAAAAAAAAACAGACUGCAGUCUAGUAUCAUGCUAUGGUUUCCUAUCCAACUCCACACCUAUAGUACCCUGAAACAGGAAAUUAAGACGCCUGAGCAAAGAGCAGCAUGCACGCUGUAUUCUGAGAGGAGCUGCUCAUAGAAAGUGCAGCUACAAAACUUAUCGCAUGUGUUUUCAACAGGACAUCAAAGUAAGGAGUCCCUAAACAACUUGAUGCAGCGGCGUUUGACAGAAUCAACCUACGCUGUCUCACUUUCAUUUGACAAAACACUCAAAUCUGCAAAGAUGAACGCGACCGAUGGCAACUGCAGCACGCCUUCGGCAGAGUACCAGUACUACUUGUUCCCGGCGGUCUACAGCUUAGCCCUGGUUGUAGGUCUACCAGGAAAUCUGGCUGCCUUCUUCGUCUUCACCUUCAGAUGCAAUCCCCGCACAGGCUUCAGUGUGUACAUCAGCAAUCUGGCUCUGGCAGACAUCGUCAUCCUCUGCACUCUGCCCUUUAAGAUCCACUACCACCUCCACAGGAACGACUGGGUGUUUGGGGACGCCGCCUGCCGCGUCACCGGGAUGCUGUUCUUCGCCAACAUCUACAUGAGCAUCUGUUUCAUGACUUGCAUCUGCGUGGAUCGCUACAUGGCCACUGUGCACCCUCACACCUAUCUGAGAAUGCGGAGCCCCCGGUGCUCUCUGGUUGUGAGUGUGUCGCUCUGGUGUGUAGUUUUAGUGGCUAUGUUCAUCUUUGUCCUCAUGGGACCUCUGGAAACCAACAAAGACGAAUCGGGGAGCCACAGCUGCUUUGAGAAUUUCGCCCAGAAAGAGUGGAGCUUGCGCUUGGUGGUGUACAGCGGGCUGUGCCUGACCGCUGGCUCCCUGCUGCCCUCCGCGAUCAUCCUGGUGUGUUACCCGCUGGCUGCGCGCCGCAUUUCCAUGAUACAGACUAAAACGGCCCAAAAAGCCGUGAGGGUCAUUUACACCAUCCUGGCUAUAACGCUGCUCUGCUUCCUGCCCAACCACGUGGUGUACCUGCUGCACCUCCUCGGACGCAUGGAGGUCAUCCAGAACUGCUCCUUGGUCAACGCCAUCUACCACGCCAGACGCAUCACACUGGCGCUCGUCAUCCUCAACACAUGCCUGGACCCCGUGCUUUACUACGUCACCACCAGCCACUGCAAAUGGAAGCAGUUAAAGAUGACAUGGCUGUGCGGAAGAGUUGGGAGGAGGAGGGGUGUUUAUACCAUUGCGGUGAGCUGAUGGGGAAUAGCACAGGCAUACUGGAAUUAGAGCUCUUUACACGCUUCAUCGUUAAUGUAACGUCACUAUUGCAAAAAAUUAGACUUUUCUACAAAAGUGUUUAUUUGAAUUGGCUUUGUACAUCAAAAUAAAAAAGGGACCGAAUUUGAGGAUCUUAUUUUUGCUUAAUCUUGUGCAGUUCAGUCCAUAAAUGAGUCUAUGAAAGAGUCUGCAACAUCACGAAAAGAGAACAGGCAAGUCAGGGCAGCAGCCUGAAUGAGGAUCACUAUCCCAACAGUAUAAAAGGGAGCAAUUCAGCCUUAACGUUGUGCUAAAGUAUACAGGUAAGAAUGUAAAAUCCUCUGCACUGAGAUGGUGUUUAGCCUCAAAUGAGUGACAGUCUUUUUUUAGUGGGACUUGUCCUUCGUGUGUUUGUAGUUUUGGAACAAAAAGAUAUUUCAGCACAGUCCAGAUGGAAGCCCCUUUUUCAGCAGAGUUGAAAGGAAGCUGCCCAGGUCCUCGUCCUGACAAAGAAAACCACAACAUAGAGUCAAAGGCAAAGCAUUGUAGGAAAAGACAAAGCAUCCUUUAUAUUACACUUUAACACGUGUUAACGACAUAACACUGAUACCGCAGAAUUAGGUAUCAGUACACAGAAGAAUUGCAGGGGACUGACUAACUGCGUGUCAAUCACUGCUCAUGCACACGCAUU